AUGGCGUCUUUGCUUGGGGAUCAUCUUUUUCAAUUCAGUGGUCAGGGUCCUCCUCCUUCAAAAGAUUACUUCCAACUCAUUGUCUCCAGAAAUGAGGUAAUAUUGACAUCUUGGAAGAUUUCUGUUCGACUUGGUUGCAAGGGCGUUGCUCCCAAACAGCAGAAGAUAUCCCAUCAUGAUUUCCUACAACAGAAAAUGCUACAGCAAGAAGUUGAAGCUGUUUUCGGGGAUAGGAUCCUUGAACACACAAAGUUACUUUGUCAAGGGAAGUUUGAUUACCUGGAGCGCUUAACCGAUGACAUAUUGCUCAAAAUCCUGGCCAACCUAGAGCUGAAAGAUACAACACAGCUGGCACAAGUUUCACAGAGAUUCAGAGAGAUCUGCAACUCUGAGAAGUUCUGGGAGCAGACUGUGAGGAAUGGCUGUGCUGGCUUCACCAGGGACAUGGAGGGCAUAGCAAGUGCCAUGGGCUGGAGGAAGAUGUUUUUGACCUUUUUCCACACCAGUGGCAGGAAGGGCCAGCAGUAAAGCAAUUGAACAGUUUAUGACCGUUCUAAAACAACUGUAAUACAAAUGCUUUUACAGAGGAUGGUUAGUCAGUAUUCAUGUGGUAUUUUGUGAAGCAAUAUUCAGUGUUUUUUGUGAGUUUAAGUGAGUGUUCUUAAGAUGACUGUUAGGUCGAAUAAACUAAAGAUGUAUGUAAAAAAAAAAGUAUAUUAUGGGUACUUUGGAUGACAACAACUGAC
Messenger RNA from Gymnodraco acuticeps, 746 nucleotides. It is a transcript of the gene fbxo36a, whose product is annotated as F-box protein 36a. The transcript has 4 exons. The record is from RefSeq and is a predicted model, not a curated record. Lineage: Eukaryota; Metazoa; Chordata; Actinopteri; Perciformes; Bathydraconidae. The coding region runs from base 1 to 528 and encodes 175 amino acids. Gene Ontology annotation, molecular function: protein binding.